Molecule: messenger RNA, 2134 nt
Organism: Lathyrus oleraceus (garden pea)
Lineage: Eukaryota; Viridiplantae; Streptophyta; Magnoliopsida; Fabales; Fabaceae
Exons: 2
Coding region: 165-1643 (492 amino acids)
Molecular function (GO): zinc ion binding; nucleic acid binding
Source: RefSeq, a predicted model, not a curated record
AACAUUUACAUACAUCGAAACGACCACCAAAAUUCGCGUUUCCUUCUAAUCAGUACUGCAACAACAACAACACCCUCUAUCUCUUCGUUUCCCUCUUUUCAUCUCUUCCAUCUUCACCUUUUUCUCAAACUCUGAAUUAUCAAAUCAAUCUCUCAUUCGCAUCAAUGGAUUAUUCAGCUUACAACCUAAACCAACCACAACAACAGCCUCAAUCCUAUUACGAAUACGAUCCAUCUCAGAUUCAUGCUCAACCCUACGAUCAAUCUUACGCUGCUGCUGCAGCAUAUCAACCCUCCUAUUACGCUGCUUAUAAUCAGCAAUACGCUUAUUAUCCAGCUGAUACUACAACGCAUCUUCAACAUCAACAAACUCAUGGUUAUUAUCAAACUGAACCCGCUCCGGUUCACCCUCCCGGGGUUAACCCUGAACCGGUUCAACCCAAUCUUCCGAUUGGGCCAUCAUCUCAAUACAGAGGUAGGGGUGGUAGAUCAUUCAGGCGGGGUGGUCGAGGUCGAGGUCAGUUCGGUCAUGGAAGAGGACGUGGAGUGGGCGGUGGGAGACACUUUCCGUCUCAUUCUUCUGGACCUGCUAUUUCUGAUGUACCGGGUUCAUCAUCAGUCUCAGCUCAAGUGCAAACUGCACCGGUGCAACCGCCACCGCGUGGGGUAUUCUGUGAUAUUUGCAAGAUUGAGUGCAAUACCCCAGAAGUCAUGGAGCUUCAUCUGAAAGGAAAAAAGCAUCUGAAGAAUAUCAGAGUGCAUGAAGCAAAACAGAGACAUGGUGCUAUCAAUGCAACACAAAGUGGACAGAUUCCUACCUCUCAGUUGAACUCGACGAAUCAACCUAUUAUAGCUCAGGAAUCUGAAGACCUUGCCAAAAAUAUUAGUUCUGAAAUUGCAACUGAUAGUCAGAAGGUUGACAUAAGUUCACAGAAUAAUGUAGGAGAGACUUCUGAUGUUCCAGCUGAAGAAGAAAAUUCUGGUGCAAGGGGCCGUGGAUUGAAGCGUAAAUUAAGAGGAGGAAAAGCACGUAAACAGACGAGGACUGCUGAUGGUUCGCAACCUGAGCCAGCUGUAGCCAUUACAUGUGAGUUGUGCAAUGUUAAAUGUGACACCCAACGUGUUUACCAGGCUCAUAUUACUGGGAAAAAGCACUUGAAGCGUGCCUAUGGUCCCCAAGCUCCGGCCGGAUUAGUACGUAACCAAGCUUUGGUUGGAGUAGGUAACCAAACUUUGUCUGAAGUAGGUUCCCAAGCUUUGGCUGGAGUAGCUGGGCUUCAAGCACUUUACCCACCUGACAUCAACGCGCUAGCCACUGCAAUUAAUGCUCAAGUUCAACAAGGUGAUAAUGAUCCACAGGUACUUCUGGCUCAGCUCCUGGUGAAUGCACUAUCUCAAGCACAAGGAUCAGGAGCAGCACCACCGAAUGGCUCAUUGGCUGCUCCGACACCAACGCCCACAUCAGUGGCAGGUUCAAGUCAUGAUCCUCAGUUGGCGCAGAUACAAGUUUCAGAAAUCGCAGCACAUGAAAAUCCUACAGGUGAAUCAAAAAAUGAGACGCCUUCUGCCCCACUUGAGUCAAAUGCACAGGAAGGUUCAAAUGUUGGCACACAAAUUGAAGGUGGAAGUUCUGAAACUAAAUAAAUAGAUAGGAUGCUAAUGACAGGCAGAGACAAUUCAGGUGCAACAAAUGAAUACGUUCAUAAUGUGAAGCUUUCUAGUCAUAGUAGGGACCAAAGUAGAAUAACUAUUCUCUUUCUCAAUUUAUUACUUUAUUUGGACUAUUGUUCACUCUAUUGCCGGCAGGGAUUUCUCUUCUACCAGUGCGAAAUCAACACUCUGAAUUGCUCCCAUGGAUGUUAGAUGUGUCAAAUCCUUUAGAUUGUUGCAUGUGUAUGUGCACAUGCACCUGUGUUUGUGAUGUUUCUACCAUUUUAGAACAUGCAUGUGCACAUGCACCUGUGUUUGUGAUGUUUCUACCAUUUUAGAACAUGCAUGUGCACAUGCACCUGUGUUUGUGAUGUUUCUACCAUUUUAGAAUGAGUUGUUAAAUAUGUGCAUGCUCGUCCUUGUGUGUGACGAUAAUAAAUUUCAUCGUAUUUCAUUUGAUCCAAUGAUAAAAUUUAUUGAUCUAA